CACUCCUAAAGCAGCGUUGGUGUCUCUCGGAAGCUCUCGGGAAAUUAGGGUAAUUUCACCACCUUCUUUAGGUUUUAGUUAGAAUAACUCUUCUGACAUUGGUUGGAGCUCUAAAAGUUGGAUUUUUGGCUGAAAUUCUCCUUUGCUGUAGCCAAGCUUUUCUUUUUCUUCUUUGUUUCAUUGGUCUGUCAACUCGGUGGAAGAAUUUCGAACGUUUUGUCUUGUCCAGUCGUGUAUUCAGGGGGUGUGUACUGAAUGUGAUGUGAAUCGAUAAUAAGGGUUCCUAUAUCAUCGUUUGCUGAAGAGAAAUGUUUCCGAUGUGUAAACUUCUCUUUCACUUGUUUUGCUUGCUAUCUUUACCUCUUAAUUUAACAUUCGGCCCGCUUUAUUGGAAUGCAUCAUAUGUUUAAGCCUGACGAAACAAAACUGGAGCUUUAGCCUUUAUGUUUUUUAUGAGCUUCAAAGUGCAUUGACAAUAGAAAUGCUCAAUUCUUAGGCAUUUUGACUUCCAGAUUUUAGUAUGUUUUUGCGUACAAUUUCAUCGUCGCCCAACUUCUCUGUAUUCCAAGCUUGUGGAAACUCGCCUUUGUCUAUAUUGCUAUUGGGAAUAUAUAUAUAUAUAUAUAUAUAUGAUUUUCAUUCUUUAAAUAUUUUGAAUGCAUGUAACUAUUUUCCAUGAUCAGUUAAUUUUACAUCCGAAAAAUAAAGGUUUCUGGGAAUUAAAGAUUGUUGAACUUCUAUGACCUUUGAUACAUGUUCGUUCUUCCUUUUAUGUAUAUAUGUAUUUUUUUGGGGAUCUCUUAAGGUAAGGGUGUGUAGAUAUAUUUCUUAUGUAUCUGUCCUUUUUGAACAUCUUCUUUUCUGGCACUUGAUUUAUUUAAGAGCCUUAAUCUUUCCAUUCUAAAUCUACAUAGAUUUGGGUGCCAUGUUUGAAGAACUCUGAAACAGCCCAGAAACCAUUGAAGAGCUCACGCUUGCACUGUUUGAAUCCUCCCCAUUAUUCAUACCUUUGCAAUUCCCUUGAGUGGCGACGGCUAUCGUUGAAUAAACUGAAAAGGCAGAUUUGCUGCUUAUAUAUAUCUAUCUAUCUAUCUUGGGUCAUUGCAAAAUGCCAACUUUAGCUGUGCCUGGCCUCCUUGGGUUCAGAAGACAAUUUGUUGAUUCAGAGAUGCAACUCAACAUUCCGAUGCAAAAUAGCAUAGCAACUCUACAAAAAGUUGCAGAUGGUCUUAUCACGCAAAUGCAAAUGCAAAUGCACCCCAUCAUCCCUGGGUUGCCCGACGAUGUGGCAAAGACCUGCCUUGCACUUGUUCCUCGGUGUGACAUUCCCGUUAUGGGUGCAGUCUGCAAGACAUGGAGGUCAUUUAUCCAAAGCAAGGAGUUCCUUACCGUGAGGAAGGAUGCCAAGCAGGUCGAAGAGUGGCUUUUCAUCUUAACCGGGGAUGCACAAGGGAGAGAGAGCCAUUGGGAGGUCUGGGGAGGCUCAGGAGAGAAACUCAAGGUGCUCCUGCCGAUGCCUGGCCCUGCGAAGGCUGGGUUUGGCGUUGCAGUUCUGGAUGCGAAGCUCAUUAUCGUCGGUGGAUAUGUUGUCGAUGCUGGAACCAAAUGUGUCUCAAAUGAUGUUUAUCAGUAUGAUUCUCGUCUUAACAGAUGGAGUUUGCUAGCGAAGAUGAGCGUCGCUCGCCAUGACUUCGCCUGUGAUGUGGUCAAUGGUCUAAUAUACGCUGUCGGGGGGUUGGGACCCAAUGGCGAAAACUUAUCUAGCGUCGAAGUUUACGACCCAGACAAAAAUCAGUGGACCUUAAUCGAAAGCCUUCGCCGCCCGAGGUGGGGUUGCUUCGCUUGCAGCUUUGAUGGUUUGCUUUACGUCAUGGGUGGCCGCUCUAGCUUCACGAUCGGCAAUUCCAGGUUUGUGGAUGUGUACAGCCCGCAACGCCACUCAUGGCAUGGCAUGAAGAUUGGUUGCGUGAUGGUCACUACCCAUGCCAUGCUAGGGAAGAAACUCUUUUGUAUGGGGUGGAGAAAUCAGCGGAAGCUGUCUAUAUUUGAUCCGGUCGAAAAUUCAUGGCACGAUGUCCCGGUUCCAGUUUCUGGGAGCUCUGCGAUCGGGUUUUGCUUCGGCAUAUUUGGUGGGAAAUUGUUGCUUUUCUCUGUCAAGAACGAACCAGGGUAUCGUACACUGUCGUAUGAUCCGGAUGCUCCAGUAGGAUCAGAAUGGCAGAUUUCUUCGUUUAAGCCUUGGGGGGGCGUUUGCUUGUGCAGUGUGACGAUCGAAGCAUAAAAGGAUUUUUUGUUGAGCUAUAUAUUAUAUUGACCAUCCCAUCCCAUCCCAUCCGUCUACGAAGUUGCAGGAGUUUCUCGAUCAUUUUACUUGUGAUUUGUUGUUGACUUGCGGUGGAAGUUAGUACAUUAGAUUGACUUGAUUUGAUUGUUGCUAUUCACAGCUAGAUUUCUUUCUUUUGAUAUGUCACUAAUCAUUGUUGUUAGCUUAAUUGUGUAAUCUUACGACUAUUUAUGAAAGGUGGAGAUGUAUAUGUGUGAUGA
This is a messenger RNA of Musa acuminata subsp. malaccensis (wild Malaysian banana), 2544 nucleotides long. The record is from RefSeq and is a predicted model, not a curated record. NCBI's taxonomy places the organism in Eukaryota, Viridiplantae, Streptophyta, Magnoliopsida, Zingiberales, Musaceae.